GACUUGCGCCAUCUGCGGUAGCGAAACAAAAGGUGAAGAAAAUAAAACUUCUUUACAGUUUUUGUCACUCGAAUAAAAUCUGGAUUACAGUGAUUAUUCCACCCUUUUUUAGAACUGGAAACUUUCAACGUGCAAAACUCACCUACAGAUUUUUUAAAAAGGAAAAUGACGGACGACGAGAGAGCAGGAUGGGAGCCCACCCCAAAGAAACAAAAGACGUCCAUGACCUCUCCGAAGAAUGACCUUUACCAGCAACGAUGUAGUUUGCCCAUCUACCCGGCCAGGGGCAAGCUUAUCACAGAGAUCCGCAAGGCUGCUAGUGUUGUCGUGCUGGGGGAGACAGGGAGUGGGAAAACAACACAGAUUCCUCAGUACCUUUUGGAGGCCGGAAUGACCAAAGCUGGCAUGAUAGCUGUAACCCAGCCUCGUCGUGUUGCAGCCAUUUCUAUUUCAACUCGAGUUGCUGAUGAGAUGGGUUGUGAACUUGGUACGCAGGUGGGCUAUUGCGUCCGCUUUGACGAUGCUACCUCGGAACAAACUAAGAUUAAGUACAUGACCGAUGGUAUGCUGCUGAGAGAAGCCAUCUUAGAUCCAAAAUUAUCCAGGUAUAGCAUUGUAGUAUUGGAUGAAGCCCAUGAGAGAACUGUUCACACGGAUGUCUUGUUUGGGGUCGUGAAAGCAGCUCAGCAGCAAAGAGUCAAUGGAAACAGACCACUCAAGAUUGUAGUGAUGUCCGCUACGAUGGAUGUUGAUCAUUUUUCAGAGUAUUUCAACAAUGCUCCUGUCCUCUACCUUCAAGGCAGACAACACCCUAUAGAGUUGAUGUACUCCAGUUCGCCUCAACCAGACUAUUUAUUCUCAACGUUGGUCACCAUCUUUCAAAUUCACCAGGAACAACCAGCUGCAGAAGACAUGCUUGUAUUUCUGACCGGCCAAGAAGAGAUUGAGAGCGUUGCUAGGUCAGUGAGGGAAGUAGCACUAGAUCUCCCUCAGGGUGUUCCUGGUCUUGUAGCCCUUCCAAUGUAUGCAUCCUUGCCUCCCGGUCAGCAGCUGAGAGUCUUUCAACCCGCCCCGGCUGGCAAGAGGAAAAUAAUUUUAGCGACAAACAUCGCUGAGACAUCGGUUACCAUCCCGGGUAUUAAGCAUGUCAUUGACACAGGCAGGGUCAAAGCUAAGAGCUACCAGGCAGGGACUGGUCUAGAUCUGUUGAAGGUGCAGUGGGUAUCUCAAGCCCAGGCCUGGCAGAGGACUGGUCGAGCUGGUAGAGAGGACAGUGGGACAUGCUGGAGAAUGUACACAGAAGAUGAAUUUACGAAGCUCAACGCCAACACUAUUCCUGAAAUACAACGGAGUAACUUAGCGAAUGUUGUUCUCCAGAUCAUGGCUCUGGGCAUCAAGAAUGUGCUGACCUUUGACUUCAUGGACCCCCCUCCAAGAGAGGCUCUUGACGCUGCAUUGAAACAUUUGGAGCUCUUGGGAGCAGUGAACAGAGAGAGAAAUUUACAGCUAACUCCCAUUGGCAAGGAGAUGUCCUCGUAUCCAUUAGAUCCACCCAUGUCGAAGGUCAUCAUAAGUGCAAAGGACUAUGGGUGUUUAGAAGAGAUCCUGACAAUUGUUUCUGUGCUCUCAGUGGAAUCAGUCCUUCACAGUCCAAUGAUCAAGAGAGAGAAAGCAUUAGCAGCAUGGAAGAAGUUUUAUUGCAGUGAAGGGGACCAUGUGACCUUACUCUCCAUCUUCCGAGCGUACAAAGCUGUCAAGAACAAGAAGGAGUGGUGUAAAGUGAACUUCAUCAAUCAUCGUAAUGUGAAGCACGCGAUAGAUGUCCGCAAGCAGCUGAGAGAGCUGUGCGUCCGAGCCAACCUUCAACUUCAGUCAUGUGGACAUGACUUUACUCAAAUAAGAAAAUGUUUGACCCAAGGCUUGUUUAUGAAUUCAGCAGAGCUUCAGUGUGACGGAUCCUACCUGACGUUGGAUAGAAAACAGACUGUAGCAAUCCACCCCUCAUCCUGUCUCUUCCAAUGCAAGCCAUCCUACCUCUUAUACAGUGAACUGGUCCAUACAUCAAAGUGUUACAUGAGGAAUGUAUGCGUGGUGGACGCCGACUGGCUUUACGAGACGGCACCAGCAUUCUUCAGGCAGAGAUACGGUAAAAAGAGAUGACACGAGUCCUAUUAAAGAGACAAGAAUGCUCCAAACGAUACAUCAGGGAUGUGCGUGUCUUCAACGUCGACUGGCUUUAUGAGACGGCUCCAGCAUUCUUCAGAGAGAGAUACAUGGUGAUAAGAGCUACAUGUAUCUGAAAGAGACGAGAAGAACAAUCCGAAAGAUACAUCAGGAAUGUUGCAUCUUGGACGUGGACUGGCUUUACGAGAUGGUUCUGGCACUCUUCAGAGGUACGGAAAGAAGAGAUGAUAAAGAGUCCAAUGUCAGAGACAAGAAUGAUCCAAGCAAUACAUUGUGAAUUAACUUGUAUGUGUGAUGGUAGCUGACUGGCUUUACGAGACGGCUCUGGCGUUCUUCAGAGGACAAGAGCUUGACGAAAGAAAAAAGAACGCUUCUAAAGAUGCAUCAGAAAUGUAUGUGUUUUGGAUGCUGACUGGCUUAUUGAGACAGCUUUAAGAGCUAUAUGAAAUAGGCUCUUUUGACAGAGGGUGCAAAAUUCAUGCUUGAACUCAGUGUAGUAAUACUUCAAAAAAUUGUUUUUUUAUCUUGGUACAACAAUUAUGUCUUGAGCAGAUCAUGGAAAUUUAUAAGGGUGGAGAAAAAUGAGGGUUAUAUUUAUUUGGUUAUGCGAAAAAGAUAGAGUUCAAAUCACUCUGAAGUAAUCACAAAGUAAACAGUCAAACUUUUUAAUCAUGUCAUUUUUUUAUUGCACUUGUAUCUACAGACAUUAUGUACAAAGUAUAGAAAUUCAGAUAUGGUACAAACAUUUUUUUUUUGACAUGAAAAGUUGAGAUACCAGUCUCUGUGUAUCAAAGUGGUGUGUACAAUGCAAUGUGUAAAAACCAGACGGAGACAAGAAUUGACAUUAGUGUUUGUCUACAAACAGAUCUUUCUUGAACUGAUUGUUACCAUGAUAUAUUGGGAGGGGGGACACACUAUAAUUUAGGCAGAAGUUGUUGCUAUACAUAAAUAUUUGGUAUGAUGUGGCAAGACUGCAAACAUCGGGCAAAGCCUAUAUAGGUCUUGCAUUCAAUGACUCCCUGCAUGCUUUCCCACAUUACUAAAGCAAGACGCGAGUGUAGGUGAUGGCUGCUGGUUAGUAGAUGUCAAAGAUAGUCCAAAAUAAUAUGUUAAUAUUCAUUUUGCUAUAUAUCGGGAUGGUACAUACUAGUAAUACCGGGUAUUUUCAUUAAGAAACUUGAUUUGCAUAAAUCCAGUAGGUCAAAACUUUACAUACACCAACUGCUUUGAAGUAUGAUUAAUUAGUUUAGCCAUAGAUGCAUACCUGGAAUUAAAUCACAUUUCAUGGUUUCCUUGGGCACCCUUUUAAAUGACUUUCCGUCAUUUGUGCAUGUUUCAGGUCCAGGCUACUCCUUGACCAUCAUGCUUAUGAAUACCACUAACCUGCUUUACCAAAGCAGUUCAUGCAGUAGAGCUUAGUCAAAGCACUAGACCGAUAAAUAGGUCUAUUUCUGUCAGGCUCCGCAGCAUUCCCUCUGUCAAUAGACCAAGAUGGCCAUUGGCUCGUAAUGGUGGAGCAAACAACCACAGCAGAGUCUAUGGUGAAAGGGUGCACCCUCUUCAAUUACUCCUAAAUUUAGCUUUUUUGGUAAAAAGAAAUAAUAAAUUUAUAUCAAAUACAAUCAGCUUGCCACCUUUCCGAAAAUAAUUUCAGGCAAGUUGGUAAGCUGAUCUUAUUUGAUAUAAAUUUUUCUUUAUUCUUCCUUUUCCCCCGUCAAAAAGCAAAAUUUUGGAGUAAUUGAGGAGGGUGCAAAAGCGCACCCACUCUCCAUUGACGCUGUAGUUAAGUAGCGGUUGUUUGCUCCAAUAAGUCAUUCGUUUGUGUAGGACAAAAAAAAAUCAGAAAAUGUUCAAAAAUUUCCUCCGAAACAGCCGACCAAAACAAUUAUCUUAAUAUAUAGUUAGCCCUGUGGAUAACAUCAUUACGAUUUGGAAUUGGAACUUCGAUAGUCCUACCACUAAGAUUUUUAUCACAUAUAGUUACAAAUAAACAUGGCCAUGCACCUGGAUCAUGGUGUUACUAAAUUCAAGCAAGAAAAUUGAGAAGAAAUUUCCGGCAUGCAUCAGUAUUGGUUGGGUCUAUCAACAAGUCAAUGAUUCAAGAUAAUUUUGCAAAUGUAAAACAAAAAAAAGAUUGAUUAAAUUUUGAUGUAGUAGUAAACACUAUGCAGCAAACCCAGUAAUAUUUGGGUUAAUCUAAUUAAUCCUUGAAAGGUCUGUGUCAUUCUGUCAAAUGUACUGGAAAAUGAAUUGUAAUAAAUUUGGUGCCAAAUACCUUAGUAAUCUUGUGAAAAUAAACUCUGUUAUUCAAAUACAGUUUAAACCAAGCACCACCCCCCCCCCCCCCCCCCCGAUUGUUGACAUAUCUGACGAAUAGUAAUUAUUAGAAAAAAAAGCAAUAUGUUUCCUGUAGUAACAAAAACAUAACUAAAGUAUCUACAGAAUGAAUUUUUCGUACAAAAAUAAAGUUUCUUUUUCAAUGGCUAAACAAAAAAAUGCUGGAAGGCAAUGGUACUGCCUUUUUACUGAGUAUACAGUAAGUACAAUUAAAGCAGCCAUUCCCUUUUAUGAUGGGUAUGAAAUAUUUCAAUGCGAAUUUUCCCUUGAUAGUGUGAUUUAGAACUGAACAGUUCAAUUCUAAGUUGUGUGUAUUAUAAAAGCCAUUACCACAUUAGUCAACUCAUCCUUCAAGUGUCUUGCAACGCCCCAUAUGAGGACCUGCACUACUGCGUAUUCAUAAGUUUGCAUGUUACAUAUCAUGUGCCCAUUGGCAUUUAAGCACAACACUAAGUCACAUUUUACUCUUUGUGAAACGUCCCCCAGUAAAUCAAUGAACACAACGCAAGACAUACAAAUCAUAAUGAUAAGUAGGAAAGUGCACACAGAGUACAUAACUUUCUACAGUGCAGUUCGGAUAGACCAGGGGAGCGUUUCAUCAACAUUUUUGUCCGAUACAUUGUCAGAUCUGACAUCUUUCCUGGAUUCUGAUUGGCUGAGAGGCACUGCUACUAUGGUAACUGUCUGAUAAAAUGUCUGACAACUCCUUUCAUGAAACGCUCCCCAGAUGCUAUACAGCUCACAAAUAUCUGUUACAUAUGAGGUAUUUAUCAAGAAUUGUCUCUCAUUCGGGUCUGUACAAUUUACUAUACCCAGAUACAUAAUGGGUGAUUUCAAGUCCGGUGUCGGCCUUGGUGUUGAAAUUUGGAUUGCUUCCCCUAGCUCCAAAACUUAUUCAGUUUGUAAAACUGAUCCUGAUCACAUUAUUGACAUCUCAACAACUAGUGAGUGACUUUUCCGGACCAUCUUCACUUCAAGUUUGGUGUUAUAAUCAUGUAAAAUUUGACCCAACACCAAAUGGUCAACACUGAAUUGGAAAUCACCCAAUGGCUUUCUUGUAUCUCAGUCAACAUAACAAGGCAUUUUGUUAAAGGUGUCAUUUUCCCACCCAGGUCGAGGAGUGACAAAAUGUGAAAUAAACUAUGUCCAUUGCUCUGGAAUUUUUUAUCAUCUAAGAUUGACGUAAACUAAGCAAAUGGUGAUUGAUAUGACAUCAGGUACGUCAAGGCUGGAAGUUUCGAGUCACAAGGCCACUGGUGAAAACCUCCCUGAAGAGACUUUGACCCAGGCCGAGGCAGAGGCCAAGGAUGGCAAAAUGUUGGCUCAAGGCCAGCCUUGACUAUACAUCCCUACUUCACAUAUUCAAGGGACUAGAACAUAUUCUUAAACUACUAUAAAUAUCGAUCCCCUGAAAUACAGAUCAACUUGCACAAGUUGAAUAUUCACCCAAAUUGAAGCAAUCUUUUUUUAGAACAAAUUACCCAAAAGAAUUGAUUUAGGCAAAGUUACCUGCACUAUCAAACUACAAUUCCUAUACAGUUUCUUCUUUUUUUUCUAAAUGGUAUAAAUGUUUGAAAUGGUCCCAAGUUUGCCUCACUUCCCUCAGAUGAAUCUACAUUGAAUGCAGCAUAACUUUAUACAUACGAGUGUUCACACACAUUGAAACAUCAUAUUACAUCGAUAAAACGUGAUUUGGGCUGUACAAAAUAUUACACUGGUUUGGUUUGCUUGGCUUCCAUUGCAUAUGAUCUGUGUAAAUCCAUGUGAAAAAUGUGUUCACACUUAACAAAGGCAAUUCUUUGAGUUGAUGUAGUGCGGUGAUUGCUCAUUUACAUGUAUUAUUUUCUGAUUCAUUAUAUGAAAUCUGAUUCAGUAAGUGAAAUAAGAAGUGUAAAUAAAUAUGCUACUAAACAUAUACUACAUAAGAUGCAGUAAAGGAUCCUUGCCCUUACAAGAUGUUGGUUCUAAAGAUUCAAAUCGAUCAUAAACCAUCUUAGAAACUUGCAUCUCAUUUUGGGUUUGUUCAAUAAUGCCUUAACUAUAGAUUGUCAAAAAAUUUAACUGGAAUAAAACAAAAUCCUUUCUUUAA
Messenger RNA from Lytechinus pictus (painted urchin), 6610 nucleotides. RefSeq names its product ATP-dependent RNA helicase DHX33-like. Gene Ontology annotation, molecular function: helicase activity; ATP binding; double-stranded RNA binding. The transcript has 23 exons. Bases 166 to 2160 code for a protein of 664 amino acids. Lineage: Eukaryota; Metazoa; Echinodermata; Echinoidea; Temnopleuroida; Toxopneustidae. The record is from RefSeq and is a predicted model, not a curated record. Gene Ontology annotation, biological process: positive regulation of transcription by RNA polymerase I. Gene Ontology annotation, cellular component: nucleolus; intracellular anatomical structure.